AUGGAGAAGCACGAACACCUCCUUCCGGGAGGAUAUUCUCCUUCGGCUCGUUCUCGCAAAACCGAAGUCGAUGUACCUCAUUCCUCGCCAAAAGCGUCCUUACAACAUAAAGUCUGGGCCCUCCUCCUCAGCAUCUCUCUGGCGGCAUUCUUCGUCAGCGCGACAAAUGCCCUGAAAUUGAAAGACCCUCCGUCCAUCGAAGAAAGGGUGGAGAAGAUCUUAUCGGGGACUCCGUUGAUCGAUGGCCAUGAUGAUCUUCCCAUCUUCAUCAGAGCAACUUUCGGAAACCAUAUUUAUCAGGAGAACUUCACGGUCCCUUUCACGCAGGGAAAUUUCCCGGGGCAUGUUGAUAUUCUGCGAUUACAGGAGGGCCGCGUUGGCGGCACCUUCUGGAGCGUGUUCGUGCAGUGUCCCAAGAACUGGAGCGAUUUCUCGGACGAGAAUUACGCGUUGAGUGUACGUCAGACGAUCGAGCAGGUGGACGUGAUGUCGCGCCUUCAGCAGGCCUAUCCGGACACCUUCUCUGAGCCACCCAACGGCACUACGGCCUUGCAGGCCUUCCGGGAUGGAAAGAUCAUCUCGCCGAUGGGUAUCGAAGGAUUGCACUCGGUCGGAAACUCGCUGGCCUAUCUGCGUCACUUCUAUGACCGCGGCGUUUCCUACGCCACACUCACCCAUAACUGUCACAACCGCUAUGCCGACGCGGCGCUCGUCGAGCUUCCGGGUGGUGGGAUUAAAGUGGCGGAUCCUUUGUGGAACGGGGUUAGUGAUGCUGGCAAGAAGCUCAUUGGGGAGAUGAACCGUUUGGGUAUGAUCGUUGACCUGUCCCAUGUCAGCGCAAACACGAUGCGGGAUGUCCUGGGCGGCAAGGAUGGCUGGUCUGGCAGUGAGGCUCCGGUGAUUUUUAGUCACAGCUCUGCCUACGCUGUCUGUCCGCACCCGAGGAAUGUUCCGGAUGAUGUGUUGGACUUGGUUAAGGCCCGGGACUCGAUUGUCAUGGUCAACUUUUCUCCGGACUUCAUUUCCUGCACGGCUUCGAAGGAUCCGAACGGUCUCCCUGACUUCGAUCCUGAGCACGCGACACUGGAACACGUGGUGGACCACAUUGUCUACAUCGGUAACCAUAUCGGCUUUGAUUAUGUUGGGCUGGGCAGUGAUUUCGACGGCAUCCCGACCGUGCCACGGGGUCUUGAGGAUGUUUCCAAGUUCCCCGACUUGAUCGCCGAGCUUCUGCGACGCGGUGUCAGUGACGAAUAUGCUGCCAAAGUGGCCGGAGGUAAUCUGCUGCGAGUGUGGAAAGAGGUUGACCGAGUUGCGCAGAAGUUACAGGCAAAGGGAGUUCAUCCAGCGGAGGACGAUCUGCCACCUCUAUCCUAA
Messenger RNA from Aspergillus melleus, 1377 nucleotides. Its product is annotated as putative dipeptidase. The record is from RefSeq and is a predicted model, not a curated record. The transcript has 3 exons. Gene Ontology annotation, molecular function: metallodipeptidase activity. Gene Ontology annotation, biological process: proteolysis. NCBI's taxonomy places the organism in Eukaryota, Fungi, Ascomycota, Eurotiomycetes, Eurotiales, Aspergillaceae. Bases 1 to 1377 code for a protein of 458 amino acids.